AUGGCACUAACUAUUCCAGUCAUGGCAAUACUCACAGCCGCCACUUGUGGUAAUAGCCUUCGCUUCCCAAAUCCCCAAAAUACGGCCGUCAUCCAGUACAGUUCCUCAUUGGUGGCCAUCCUGGAUCGGUACUACAUUUCGAACCAUUCGGCUACCCGUAUUUCGCUAGCCGACAAUGAGGAGGGAAUUUCGCUGCCCAAAUCGGAAGUGCUGAACCAAGUUAUGGGGUCAAUGUCCCAGGAUAUUGCCUUUGCCUUCAACACCCGCAACAGCCGACCGAGACGACCGUAUUACUAUAAUAUGUUUUUCGUGAACAAUUACGCCGAACUGCGGAUCAUUUUGGAUCAGCUGAGCCCAAUGAGGUACGAGUACAGCGGUCAGUACUUGGUGGUGAUUUGUUCGCACGGAAUUGUUGAACGUAGUGUUUUGCUCCAAAUAUUUGAUGACCUUUGGAACUUUCAAAUAUUGAAUGUCGUUGUAGCUGUGAGUGACUUGGAUGCCCCCGGUGAACAACAGGAGAUAAUUUUGUACAGUUAUUUUCCGUUUCGUGAAGACUACUGUGAAAAUACCGAGCCCAUUGUUCUGCGGCGAUGGUUUGCUAGUAGCGUAUUUGACUAUUCCGUUGAUUUGUUCCCAAAGAAGCUCGUAGACUUCAACGGCUGUCGACUGAUGGUGGCAACCUUCCAUUAUCCACCCUAUAUUAUUGUGAGCGAUGAUCCGAUCACUGGAAAGAAGAGCUUAUCGGGAAUUGAGGGAAACAUGCUGGAUAUGAUUGCAAGAAAACUGAAUUUCACUAUGGAGGUAAUACAACUAAAGGGAGAAGUCAAAUGGGGGGCAAUAAAGAACCAAACUGCUGUAUCGGGGGCAGUAAAGUUGGUUGCUGAUGGCGUUGCCAACAUGACGGUUGGCGCCUUCUCGAUGCACGGUGAUCGAAUCGCAGUAUUGAAGCAGAGCUCUAGCUACUACACGGUAAAAUUGAUCUUCACCGUACCGCCAGGUCGCUCUUAUACCGCAUUCGAGAAACUUUUCCGUCCCUUCGCCUUCCUGACAUGGGUUGUGCUCAGCGCUUACCUGAUAAUUGGAGUAUCAAUCAUUUUCAUCAUGCGGUACGUCAGUCGUUCAGCACGAAGCUUCGUUUACGGCUACGGGAUUCAAAUGCCGACCUUGAACGUCUUCAACGUGUUGUUCGGAGGUGCUAUGACCCGUACCCCGGCGAGGAAUUUCGCUCGUACGCUUCUAUUCCUGUGGAUGUACUAUUGUUUGAUUAUUCGAUCGCUAUACCAAGGAUCGCUCUUCGAGUACCUUCAACAGCAGAAGAACUUCAGUCACCUGAACACCCUCCAAAAAAUAGAAGCAGCAAAGCUAACCUAUCUACUGGCGAAUGCUUCAAAAACGUCGGUGGCUGCAAUGCCUUUCAUACUCAAGCGAUACAAAACCAUCCAGGAUGAUUCGGCUUCGUUCUACGAAGCUUUCCGGAACCAGAGUCAGCACCGGGAGAAUGUGGCAAUCCUGACCACCAAUGAACAUGCGCUCUAUUUCAACGAGAAAAACUACCUCCAGGGUAUAGUGUACAUUGCCGACGAUGUAAUACUGCGGCAGCCGAUUUGUUUGUACUUUGCGAAAAAGUCCUGCCUUCCGGCGCAGAUCAAUUCGGAAAUUGGACAGAUUGUGACGGCAGGAAUAUUCGACGCCUGGUUGAAUCAAUACGUUGGUCACAGCUUUCACAAAGUAAGGGUGUCGAAGCAUCACGCGCCGAUUGUGAUGACCGUGGAACAUCUGCAGGGAUGCUUCCAGAUGUUGUUUUUCAUGCUGAUGGUCGCCGUUAGUGUUUUUGCGGUGGAAUUGUUGGCUAGUAGAUCGCACAGGGUACGAGCCGCAGUUGAUUUCGUGGUGAAUUCCGAAAUUUGA
Messenger RNA from Uranotaenia lowii, 1908 nucleotides. RefSeq lists its product as uncharacterized. Gene Ontology annotation, cellular component: membrane. NCBI's taxonomy places the organism in Eukaryota, Metazoa, Arthropoda, Insecta, Diptera, Culicidae. The record is from RefSeq and is a predicted model, not a curated record. The transcript has a single exon. Gene Ontology annotation, molecular function: glutamate-gated receptor activity. The coding region runs from base 1 to 1908 and encodes 635 amino acids.